Messenger RNA from Sphenostylis stenocarpa, 1980 nucleotides. NCBI's taxonomy places the organism in Eukaryota, Viridiplantae, Streptophyta, Magnoliopsida, Fabales, Fabaceae. The record is from the annotation of a GenBank genome assembly.
AUGAGUUCAGAAAGCAAGAAAAUAAAACCAAAGACUGAUUUUGAACUCGUUCUAAAUUAUUCUAAUUCUUGCAUUUGGAAAAAUGACUCCGGUGCAGGUGCAAAUGCAGCUUGUAAAAUAGACAAGACACUUGCUGCCACUGACCCCCUAUCUGAAAUAGUUUGGUCUCCAGAUAAAGGUUUCAAUCUUAAAUGUGUGGAUUCAAGUUUUACUGAUAAAAAGGCUUCCCUUUUUGGGAAUGUUGAACCAAGCAGUAUGGUUCUUGCUCUGCUCCAAAGCGUUACUGAUGGAAGUUCUGAAAUGGAUAAACCAUUAAAAGACGUUUUUGAAGAACCUAUUGCUGUCAUAUGCUCAAAGAACGAUCUUUCCUCCACAGAUACUUCCUCUAGGAACACACAAAGUGAUUCAGUUGUCAUCAUUUCAGACCAUAAAACAUGUGAAGAUGAUAAUGGUACAGGAUUUGGUGAUAGUACAGAGAAAAUGAACAUUGCGAGAGAAACACCUCCUUUGCCAAACGGUCAGAAAGAGAAUGUAAUGAAAGAUUGGGAGAAGAAUAGUUGUGCACAAGCCAACAAUGGAACAACUAUAAUAUCUAAGAUAAAGGGAAAGAAAUCUACUAUUUCAGGGCACAGGCUGAAGCUUUUUGUUGACGAAAUGCCAAUCAGGAAUUUAUUACUUCAAGCGGAUGAACCUAAAUAUAGCUUGAAAGAAAAUCCUUCAAGGAGACAUUGUAAUGGACGCAUAGAAACUGGUGUUGUCAAUCAGGUGGUUGAAAAAGAAGAUGGAUUAUAUAUACUAGGGUUGAGCAUGAUUCGCAUGAUAAGAAAUCAAGGUAAGAAAAAGUCCUUAUCAGAUGAAGAUUCAAAUGUCAAUUUACCAAAUGAGGAUGACGUCCAUACAAGUGUUGAAAGUUGCCAUAGUUCUGGAUUACUUUUGGUAGGUAAGAAGAGAAGCAACUUUCCACAAGGGAUAAUUGGGAAUAAAAAAUUAAAAAAGCCUAUUCAAGAAACUUCAUGUUCUAAUGUUCAAACGGAUAGCUCAUUCAUGAACUUGAUUUCAAACAUGAUGAAACGAUGCGCACAAUCGACUCAAGAUGAGGACAAGUCUUUGGCUCUUAACCCUGAAAAUCCUAAUCACCAUCUUCAACAGCCUGAUCAGAAACUUUUCACAUGCAAUAGGAAUCAAGAUCCGAAGUUAAGACAUGCAGGGUUCAGUUCCAAUUUUCAGUCAAUGCUUGGUGCAAGAUUUAAAAAUGUUCGAACAAGAAUAUCUCAAGUAGGAGAGGCUUCUAAAGAAUUUGCACCAGGAAAUAAGGUACAUGGAAUAGAUGCUGCUCCAGUUACUUUCUAUGCGGAGAACAAUAGCCUUUACAGACAGUAUUUGACAUCAAAUAAACUUGAAGUAUCUGAAGGGAGACUUGAUGCCUUUCCGUCCAUACCGCCUCAGACUAGUCCUCUGGGGCCAACUAAGGAGAAGGAAGGAAUACCAUCACAUUUACCCUCGACUGGACAAAACAGAUAUAACAAUGAGAAUGUUGAGUGGUAUGCACUGUAUGAGAGAAGGGAAAUCUGUCAUAAGAUUAAAACUGUGGAAGGACUUUGGAUAAAUCGGUUUUUACCAAAGUCAACUUCCCCCUUGACAGUUUUUGAUCACCUUAACAAGAGAGGUGAUUCUGAAAACCAUUCCACGCCUUGUUCAAUGCUUCCUCAAUCCCAUAAACCCAUUUCUCUGAACAACUGCAAGAUUGAAGAGGCCAGAGAACAAUCUGCUGAUGACCAACUGCUCAUGGAUCAAAAUUUACAUAAUUGUUGUAACAAUAAAGAGAAUUCCACUGUCCAAAAGGAUGAUAAUGGAAGUCAAUAUCACUCAGCAACGCAUAAGUUCAAGUCCUUUACACCUUUACACCUUUAUAUCCAUGUUUGCAAGAAGAUUAGGUGCCAUCAAACAAUGGCAACAUAUAGAGUAGCCUACCACAAAUAA